This is a messenger RNA of Mauremys mutica (yellowpond turtle), 4277 nucleotides long. It is a transcript of the gene FAM184B, whose product is annotated as family with sequence similarity 184 member B. Lineage: Eukaryota; Metazoa; Chordata; Testudines; Geoemydidae. The coding region runs from base 61 to 3348 and encodes 1095 amino acids. The record is from RefSeq and is a predicted model, not a curated record. The transcript has 19 exons.
UAGAGCAAACACACACCCCUACAUCUGGCUUUACAGAGAGAUUAAAAUAUCUCAUGUCUGAUGGCCUCUGGCAUAAACAAGAUUCAUCAGCCCGGGACUUGCAAUGAAGCUAAAGCCGCUCAGUGCAGCUCGACAGAGGAAUGCAACCAGGAACUCCACCUGCAAAUGUGCAAGAAGAUUGCCCAGCUCACCAAGGUGAUAUAUGCUUUGAACACUAAAAAUGACGAGCAGGAGGCCAGUAUACAGGCUCUUAAAGAAGCUCAUCAAGAGGAAAUUCAGCGCAUCCUUGCUGAGACAAGGGAAACCAUUCUCCAAUAUAAAUGCAAAGUAGGAGAAGAGCAGGAGCUACGAAAGCAUAUUCAGACCCUUGAAGAUACACUGGAGCAACACACGAGGCUAAAGGAGGAAGCCUUAGCAGAAUUUACUGUGUGCAAGAAGCAGGUGGAAGAGAAGGCAUUCAGAACAGAGGCAAAACAUACUGAAAGGAUCAUUACCCUUUCCAAGGAGAUGCUAGAUACGAAGACAGACUCUGAAAACAAGCCUCAACAUUUCAAUCAGGAGUCAGAGAGCCUGGUAAAUGAUUGUAAGCCUUUUAGGCAAGAGAAAUUGGAUAGAAAGGAGACAAUAGAUGAAAAAUGCAGCAUAGAGUUGCAGGCUCUAAUUAAUGAAAUGGAAAAGCUCAAGAGGGAGAACCAGAAAAUAACUGAAGAAUAUGCUCAGAAAGCCAGCAAACUACAAGCCUCUUACAAGAAAGAAAAAGAGACUUUGAAAAAGGCCAUGCAGCAGUCAGUGGCCGAUACACAGAAACAGUGCCAGCAAAGAGCAACAGAGCAAAAGAAAAGCUCUGAGGCCCAGGAAGCUGCUUUGCGGCAGCAGGAGAAGAAGCUGGAGGCUGAGCUGGAGGUGAAAGGCCAUAAGAUAAAUGAGUUGAAGAAGCAUUCCCAGAAGCUGAAGGAGAGGAUGCAGGACUUGGAAAUACAGCUUAAGGAGUCUCAACAAGAGACUCUGGAGUCCAAAAGCACAGUGCAGAAACUGGAAGAAGAAUUGACUGUAGCCAAAGAGAGGCUCAUGCUGCAGGAGAAUGAAAUACUGAGUAAAGCAGAAGAAAUGGAAACCGUGCUGAAUUCCCAAAGCAAAGCUGAGAAAGAAGUAGAUGAACUGAAGAAUCAAAUAAUGCAGCUGCAGCAAAUGACCUACACCAAACAGAGCCACACCGAGGAAGGCAGUGAAGACACACAGCCCAUGGAAGCUGCAGCUACUGAAAUAGAAGAUAUAAAGCAACGGCACGAAGAAGAACUUCAUAAAAUUAAACGACAGUCAGAUGAGGAGAAAAUGCGUUUGAAGGAGCAGCUUGUGAAGGGGUUGGAAGAUCUUGUAAAGAAACACACAAUGGAAAUCAAAUCUGCUCAAACCUCCAUGGAAGCUGAAAGAAAAACAUUGCAGAAGGAGGUUCAGAUACAGUUGGAGGAAUUAAGAAAGAAUGCUGAGAAUGAAAUAAAGCAGCUAGAGAAGGAGAAAGAAGCCCUAAGUAGGAAACUUCAGGACUCUUCACUUGAGGUUUUAAGGCUUGAAGAUUUUAUCCGGCAAAAUCAGGAUAUUCUCAGAUACAAAGAAUUUCUUCAGUCUCACUCCAGAAAAACUCCUGAGAGGCAACAGGAAUCAGAUAGCCCACACUGUGGAACUAGCGAGAUACAGCAGGCUACCAGAGACACACAAGAAAAACAGAAGACUCAGGAAGAGAACAAGCCAAGGAAAACCUCCCCAAGAGUUGAAUGUGGAUUGGAUCCGUUUCUGCAGCAGAAAGACAGGUCUAAACCACAGAGAGAAAGGGGCAAAGGCCAAGAGCCCUUAAGAGCACAGACAGGGACCAGAAAUGAAGCCAAGCCACGGCUGGAAAACGCACGUGCCCCCAGAAGGGAAGACAGGCAGCCUUCUCUUACUUCUUUACAGAAAGAGAAGGCAAAAGAAGCAAAGGUUUUGCAGGAGGAAUGGCACAACCAAAAGACUGAUUUACAAGCUCAGGUUGCUCAGCUGAAGCAAACUUUAGACCAGCAAGCAAAUAACUUCAAAGAAUCUCUGAAGGAGCAGACUCUACAGUCCAGCAAAGAGAAAGAGACGCUUUUGCAGGAUCUUCAAGACACCAUUCAACAAAGCCAGAAUGUUAAAGCACAGCUGGAGGCAUCACAUCAGAGAGCUAUACAAAUGUUAGAGAAAAGCAAAAAUCAGGAACUCAAGGAGGCAGAAGAACAUUUGAAGAAAAAAUAUGAUGACCACAUCAAAAUCCAACAUCAGUCUCACAGAUUGGAAAUACAGGCUUUGGAAGAGAAGGCAAAGAAAGAAUUACAGGGUGAACUUGAACGGAUACAAAAACAACAAGCUGCAUUGAUAGAAACUCUGAGGAUGGAGCUGUCGGAGCAAUACGCAUCCUGCACCAAUCACAAAAAGCAAAUGGAAGAACUCCAGACGGAGCUGAAGAAUGUGAGAGCACUGAAGAAGCAACAGGAAGGAAGUAACCAAAACCAGAUUACAUUUCUUAAUGAGGAACUAGAGAAAUGUCAGAAUGAGAUUGCUGGGCUCAAGAAAGAGAAUUCGCUUCUAAAGAACACAAUGGAGCUGCUCAGUCCAGAGAUGGACUUACAGAAGCAAAAGUCUACACAGCUUCAGGACAAGGAGAAGCAACACAGGCUACUGGAAGAAGACCUCAAAGUCAAGCACCAAAAAGAACUGGACAUCUUGAAACAAGAGCAUCGUAAGGAAAUCCAGAACAUGAUAGCUGAUUUCAGCAGUGCUCAGGCUCAUCUCCAAGCAAAGAUUGUCUCCCUAGAAACCGAACUUAAAGAAUUAGAAGAGAAACCAAGAAAACGCGAGUCCAGGCCAGAAGAUAUGCAUCUUAUAGGCUGCUUGCAAAGUAAAUUAAGUGAGAGAGAAGAAAUUAUCAAACAACUGACGGAGGGAAGAAAAUUUCAGCAUUUGCUUUUACCCAGCACUGAAUCUCACCGGAAUAGAUCCUUUUCCUUCAACCCUAAUCCUGGAUGCUUAACUCCUUCCAUGAAGCAGAAGAAACUGAACGAGCUGCCAAGCCGUGUUGUCAGUGUUCCGAAUUUAGCCUCCUACGCAAAGAACUUUUUGAGCUGUGACUUGAGAUCAAAGAGAAAUGCCCCUCCAAUAACGAAAUCAACAAGCUUAGACCAGAGUGCUGGCUGCAUCAGGGCCAGCUAUCAGUCAGCACAGUCCUCAGACAGUAACCACGCCACAAGGACACAAGGCAACGAAGCACCCAUAACCAAAGAUGACCAGAAACAAGACCCUCGGCAUCAGGAAUGGUUUACUAAAUAUUUUUCAUUCUAAAACAAAUUAUUUCCAGAGUACCCAGAAAGAUGACCUCAGAUAAUUUCUCACACUCAUGUGAAAUGUUUAAUCAGGGUACUGACUGGGAAAAAAAAAUUGAGCUGCACACAGUUGACUAGGAAUCUAAGUGCUCUUGGCAUCCAGGUACUAUGGGAUUAGAGGGUGGGUGCUUUAGAAAUAUAUAUGAUUAUUGUAAAAACGAAGGCAGGUUAGGUGAAAAUUAUGGGUAUGUUGUCAUCUCAAUAGCCAGAUGUUGCAAAGGAAGAGUCCUUCAUAUCAAGAUAGGAACCGUUUCACAGUUAUGCAGGCAGAGUGCUGAAUUUGUUCCCCAGUGACUCCUGUCCGGCUCUCUUUUAAGAAAACACCUUAACUUUAUUUUGUGCAUGUUUUAACAUAAAUCAUGUGAUUUCAUAUUUAUUACAUCCCAUGCUUUCUUUUCCCUUUUUUUGCUGUUUAAUAUUCAAAUAAAAUAAAUGGAAGGGAAUUACUUUUAGAGGGUGUUCGUUCAAUCUGGUAGUUUUAAAUUUGUUGUACAGUGUACAUUGUACUGACAGACUGUCAGCAGGAUGCUUUAGAAUUAUUAAUAUAAUUAGAAUUGGGAAGUAUCCUUUUUGCAGUUGUAUAGACAGCUCAUUACAAGAUACUAUUCAUGUCAUUCUCAUUAAACAUAUUUAAGGAUCAGUCUGGGAAAUUCAGGAUAAAAUUCAAUUAUGACUAUUAAUAAAAUAUUUGCUUACAGAUCAAAUUAAUGUUUUACACUUUAAUUCAUUAUGCAGAAUUUUGACCCAGACUGUGUACAAGUCAUAAAGUUUCAAGUUUAUGAAAGACAGGUAUUCAGUAUAUGCCAUCCAUGUGUCUCUUCAAUAUGUCUACCUCUGGUAUGUAAGCACCAGGUACAUCAAUCCAUUGGGAGGACCAAAUCAUCCACA